UGCGCAGCUCCGGAAGUGGUCCUGUGAGCGGCGUGCCUGCAAGUUGAGUCUUCCGGCGUGGCAGAGUUCGGCAACAGCAGCGAAGGAGCCCGAGAAGCAAACAACUAUGGCGAAAAGCUUGAGAAGCAAAUGGAAGCGGAAGAUGCGAGCAGAGAAGAGAAAGAAAAAUGUCCCCAAGGAACUUGCCAGGUUGCAGAGCAUCCUGAAAACAGACACAGAUGCUGUAAUGGAUGAAGUGAAAGAUAUUGUAACUGUUGUUCCUGCAGAGAAAGUCACAGAGAAAAAGGAUUCAGAAGGUGAAAGUAAGAUGGACAUGGAUAAGCAGAGAAGUUCAAAGACUCUUCUAGAUGAACAUGGGCAAUAUCCAAUAUGGAUGAAUCCAAGACAGAGGAAGAGACUUAAGGCAAAGCGUUGCAAAGGAAAAAAUAAGAACAAACCACCAAAGGGACUAGCAUGGUAGAAAUUUAAAGGUUUUAUUUUAAGAAGUGGGGGGAUAUUGGCUAUUUUAAAAAGACUUAACCAGUGUAAUUUAACCAGGGGAAGUGUUUUACUAUAUUGCCUUAAAACUGUCUUUUUGGGAAUGUAUUUCGUUUAAUAAAGUUCCUUGUAAUAUACAUUGUACAUGGACAAAAUGGAACCCCAGUCAAAUUGUAAACACAGAACUAAAUUCACUACCAAGAAAUCAGUGGAACUAAAGUCUUUGUAACUUGUAACUGCCAUUCGUUAAAUAAUAUUUAGUUCAUAGAAGACAUACUCCAAUCAACAUUAAUGAAGUAAAUACUUCCAAAAACAAUAGAACUCAAGCCCCCAGACAAAAAUUUUAAGUUCCAUUGAUUUCAAUUCCUAUAUAAAUCUUCCUGUUAAGCUGUUACAGAAAAGACUUGUGACACAGAGAUCCAAACAAAUUAAAGUGUAUUUUGUGAAUUGACUGCAGUCUGUGACAGUGCAUGUGCUAUAAUAAAUUUAUAAGUCUUUAAUAUUCA
Anolis sagrei ordinatus is the source of this 983-nucleotide messenger RNA. RefSeq names its product LLP homolog, long-term synaptic facilitation factor (gene LLPH). Gene Ontology annotation, molecular function: RNA binding. Gene Ontology annotation, cellular component: nucleolus. The record is from RefSeq and is a predicted model, not a curated record. NCBI's taxonomy places the organism in Eukaryota, Metazoa, Chordata, Lepidosauria, Squamata, Anolidae. Gene Ontology annotation, biological process: dendrite extension.